Molecule: messenger RNA, 1869 nt
Organism: Pomacea canaliculata
Lineage: Eukaryota; Metazoa; Mollusca; Gastropoda; Architaenioglossa; Ampullariidae
Exons: 4
Coding region: 829-1485 (218 amino acids)
Source: RefSeq, a predicted model, not a curated record
AGGUCAAUGCUUUUGUUUGAUUAAUAUGUGCUCCGUUCAGCUCUUCUCGUUGAGUCACUUUAAAGAUGAGAACAGGAAACUACUGUAUCCAAUGGAGGAAAGUUGAAAGGAAAAGUAAGACUCACUGUGCAUUAGACUAUCGAGGUUGCCAGAGGACAAGGGAAGCUAGACGACCGUCACAUGGUCAGGUGGGCAACAACACAACAUGUUCAGUCCUUCAGGGCAACACCAACACAGCCAUCGUCUGACUGGGAGACAAAAAUACAGACAAACUACUUCUCUCCAUCCUUCGACACAGGGAAGCUGACUACACGAUGUCUACACUGGGAAGUGUGGCUUGUGCCUCAAAUCAGGAAACGGAAAGUCAAAUGUUUAAUAGUUGUAACCAGAGUGGUACGAUAUUCGUUUCGCAUUUCCACUAGAGAUACAGAUACAGUCACCAAAUGUGAAAUAUUUUUCUUUUCUGUGGAGAGGGAAGAAGUAUUCAUGCCUGGGUGUGUUCGAACUUGAGAAACAUUUCUCAUUGUCCCUACGGUGAUAUCAAACAAACGUUUGCGAACUAAACAGCAUGUCAGUCUUUUUGUAGAGCUGGUUUUAUAAAACACUUUUUGUUGAAAGAGGUAAAAGACAAUUUCUAACGAAGGACUCGAAACGAGGAAGACGACAUUGGAGUGUUUGAUAGCGUGUGUGGACAUCUUAUCAUCGUUCCUGAAAAGAAAACAAACGACUGAAAUGAAACAAAUGACUGAAAUAUUAUGCCUGUAGUCUCCAUCAGCCGUCAAGACUUUGAAGAAAUGGUGGACCUGAAAUGAUUUUGGUAGAGAAACGAUGGGCGAGAAAGCUAGCAUCGAUACUAACAGUCCUGAAGACUGGCCCAAGCCCGUCGUAUUUGUUGUCGUCGGCGUUGCUGGGUUUCUCAUUCUCAUUGUUGGUUUGUGCAUCUUCAGAAGAAAUAGAACUGCCAGAGGGAUCUUAGCUCGUGGUGACAACAUCUCACGCGCAGUCAGACAACCGCACCAAGAUACUGGACACGGAAGUACUGAUGUGAGAAUACCCAUGACCUCCGCUGACCCCAAGCAGGACUCUGAUUGCCACCUGUACGCCAACGUGGAGGUCAGCCGGGGAGACAAUCGGCGCCAAUACAUCUCCAUGCACAUGAGAACCGCGGAAUAUUCCGACAGGUCCAAGAGUGUCCGACAGUCGGCGAGAAACAAGUUCAAGUCUCGCUCCUGUGUCGUCUCCUCUCAGACAAGGGACUCGCUGGACCCUGAGCCCAUCUACCUCAACACUUCGUUCAAACCAAAAAUGUCAAGAAGAAAAAACCGAAAACUGUGGUACACUACGAGGAAGUUGAAAAUCCUUAUGUUAAUUGAAUCAUUGGGGGAUAGCUACAUGAUAGUAGGACUACUUUACAUUAAAAAAUUGCUUAGGAGACAUAGUCUCUGCUCACGCCAUCUGCUGGUCGCGCCAUUCUCGGGAAAAUGAAACAAGAAAUAAUGCAUCGGACAUUUGGUUUCCUUGUAGUGUACUUGAGAAGUUGUGACCUCAGACAAUUGUGGACAAACUUCGGAGAUGUUUCCGCGUGCAGAUCAUCGCACAUUUUUCAGAAAACUUCCUGAAGAUUUCCGGUCAUGACUUUGUUCUGUCUGCCCAGGACUCGUCUCCCACACCACAGCAGUUGAAAGUAGGCGGUGGGAACAUGGCUGGGUCGUUUAUGAAACAGAAACAACGGCGUUGUCAAUAUGUCGACUUUUCGAUGAAAAGUGUAGAUAAGCGGUCAUAAAGGUAUUUGUUUCAGUGAAACAUUAAGAUGAAGUUGAUAUUUUGUUUCAGGCUCCUUCUUUGUGUAUAAAACUGUUUUUAUUUUAA